UAAAAAUUGUAAAAAAUCAAAUGAGAAAGUUAAUUUUAAGACGAAUACUAUUCUUUGCAAAAGAACUCAUAUAUACUUUCCCCAUAUAUACUUUCCCUCUCUUCCCUGCACAAUUUUUUAUGUUUAUUUCUAUUUCAAAUUCGGUUCAUCCUCAUCUUCAACCUGAAAAUUCCCUCCGUUUUUUUCCCAAUUAAAAAAAUGACAUCCUCCAUAUAUACUCCCUCGGUUCUUUUUGUUUUUCUGGCGAUUUUCAAUGGCCUCACAGCCGCCCAAAUAUGUUCUCAGACCGCCGGAAACUUCACGGCCAACGGCACCUACGCCGGGAACCGAGCUCGCCUGUUCUCCUCCUUCUCCUCCAACCUCUCCUCAACCUAUGGCUUCUUCAUGAACACCACAGUCGGCCACGGCGCCGACAAAAUUUACGGAUCUGCCCUUUGCAGGGCCGAUUCGACCCGCGAGACCUGCAACAAAUGCGUCAAUACUGGAAUCAAACAGCUCACAGACGGUUGCCCCAACCAAAUCGAAGCAAUCAAUUGGGCGUGGGAGAGCUCCUUCCCGUGCAUCGUUAGGUAUUCGAACCGUUCCUUUUUCGGGAAAUUGGAGCUUUCUCCCAGGCCGCCGAUACUGGUCAAUACCGGCGAAUUCGCAUCGGACGAGUUGGAACGAUUCGAAUCAGUCUGGAAAAAUCACACGACGACCUUAAUAGCCAAGGCUUCCGCGGGGACGAAGAUCAAGUAUGCUUCCGGAGAUGCGAAUUUGAAGAGUUUCGAGAAGAUUUACGCUACGGUUCAGUGCACUCCAGAUCUAUCCCGCUCCGAUUGCGAUUAUUGUUUGUCGCAGAUCGUGAGCGCGUUUUGGAACUGUUGCGGUAAGAACAAAGGAGGGUAUUAUCAUAAUCCGAACUGUAUAUUUCGUUGGGAUAUGUAUCCGUUUUAUAAUUCCUUCACCGAUUUCGCUCCGCCCCCGGCGAAUCCCCCAGCGACUCUGCUUUCUCCUCCGCCGGCCAAUACGACUGAUACCGGAAAUGGGAAGAUCAGUUCUCGGACUGUUCUGUUUAUCGCGGUACCUAUUGCAGUUGCUUUCUCGGCGGCCGUUGCUGUCGUCGUCAUUUUCCGGCGGAUGAAGCAAAGGUCCGAAUUCCGUAGCAGGUUGGUUGCGGAGGAAAGAAGCAAUAGCAGUCGCCGGGCAGAGUGCAUGCAGUUCAACCUCGCCGCCAUCAGAAUCGCAACCAACAACUUCUCCGAUCUCAACAAGCUCGGGGAAGGUGGAUUCGGCCCUGUUUACAAGGGUGUGCUCUCAGAUGGGGAGGUCAUAGCUGUCAAGAGAUUGUCCAAAAACUCGAAACAAGGAGAGAUUGAAUUCAAGAAUGAGGUGAUUUGUGUUGCAAGGCUACAGCAUAGGAAUUUGGUCAGACUCCUUGGCUUUUGUGUGCAAGGAAUUGAAAGGCUUCUCAUUUAUGAGUUCUUGCCCAAAUCAAGCCUCGACCACUUGGUAUUUGAUGCAAACAAGCGUGGAAUGUUGGACUGGGAGACACGCCGGAGCAUCAUUGCAGGAAUAGCCCGGGGGCUUCUUUACCUUCACGAAGAUUCCCAACUUCGGAUUGUUCACCGCGACCUCAAGGCCAGUAAUGUCCUCUUGGACGAGAAAAUGAAUCCGAAAAUCUCAGAUUUCGGAAUGGCAAAGUUGUUCGAAUCAGAGGAUCAAACAAGAGACACCACUAGCAGGAUCGUCGGCACCUAUGGGUACAUGGCACCGGAAUAUGCAAUCCACGGCCGAUUCUCGACCAAAUCUGACGUUUACAGCUUUGGUGUGUUGUUGCUCGAAAUAAUCACCGGUGAAACCAUUAGGAGAUUCCGUGGAGGGGCAGAUGAACAAGACCUUGUUAAUUAUGCAUGGUCAAUGUGGAGUAAAGGGACAGCGUUGGAACUCAUUGAUCCCACAAUGCCAGUCACUGGUUCAUCCAGCGACGUAACGAGGUGCAUCCAUGUUGCAUUGUUGUGUGUGCAAGAAAACGCGGAGAACAGACCGACCAUGGCUUCGGUUGUUCUCAUGCUCAGCAGCAGCUCUCUCGUCCUCUCGAGACCGGCAAGACCGGCUUACACCCUUCACUCCACGACCCGUCAACACACGUCAUCGUCUUCGUCGUCUUCUUCCCAUACCUCUCACUCUGCUUCUUCCAGAAGUAGUGGCCAUGGCCAGGAUGGUGACAAGAAGAGUUUUAGGAAUCAAGUUUCUAUAUCAGAGUUUGAACCCAGAUAGUUUGAUUUUCAAUCAUAAUAACUCUUCCCCAAAAUUUAAGCUUCAGUUUAGUCUUUUAGACUAUGUUUAUUAUUUGGGACAACUUGCUAAACUUUAUCAAACGGGAACCAUUAUGGAGUCGGGGCGAGCACGGCCCGGAUUGGGUCGAUUUUCAUAGGACCUGGCCCUAACCCGAUUUGUUUAAAGAAUAAAAAAGCCGAGACGGG
Cuscuta campestris is the source of this 2465-nucleotide messenger RNA. The record is from the annotation of a GenBank genome assembly. NCBI's taxonomy places the organism in Eukaryota, Viridiplantae, Streptophyta, Magnoliopsida, Solanales, Convolvulaceae.